UGUUAAUUACUGAUCAUGACUACUCAGAUGUCAGCCGUGUCUCUGUUCAAGAAUUCCCCUGUCAUCAGCGAGCCCUUUAGCCAGAAACAGGUUUUCGCCGUCCAGAAUCCAGGUAGCUUAUCGGGGGUGAUCGGUGUUCAUGGAAAGAAAGCUGCAGUAGCAGAUUCCGAUGGUUUCAUCGGUGUUCUUGAGGUGUACAUACAUGAAGCGAGGGAUAUCCAUAACAUCUGCAUAUACCACAAGCAAGAUGUUUACGCCAAGCUGUGCCUGACAAGUAACCCUGAAAUUACUGUGUCCACCAAGAUCAUCAAUGGCGGAGGAAGGAAUCCGGUCUUUAAUGAGAAUCUUCAGCUCAGAGUUCGGUCUCUAGAGUCAUCCCUCAAAUGUGAGAUCUGGAUGUUAAGCAGGGUCAAGAACUAUCUUGAAGACCAGUUGCUGGGUUUCGCAUUGGUGCCUCUUUCUGAUGUUCUUGUGGGGAAUGGCAAGUUAGAUCAAGAAUUGUCUCUCUCUUCCACGGAUCUCUUCCAUUCUCCAGCUGGGUUUGUCCAAUUGUCGCUCUCCUACUCUGGAGCAUCACAGGGGGUCUUCGCGAUCCCUUCUCCGACGGUAUCUAUGAAUGCAAAAGCCCCUGUGUCGCUGGAUUCUGAAAUAAUCGAUUCAAUCCCCUGUGAAUUCGAUAAGAUCGAGUUCCCAGAUCCUAAGAUCGCUAACGAAAACCAACUGAUGGUUUCUGAGUAUUUUAGGAUUCCAUGUAGCCCUUUGGACUCCCAGAGCUCUGACAGCUUUGUCACUUCAGACAGUGAUAAUCACUUUAGUUCCAACGUAGGUGGUGGAGAUCAUGCUCUGGAAAGCUUCUCAUCGGGCAGUCUGGAUUCCCUUGAAGUUCACAACAGUGAUACUCCUCCGAGCAGUAUUUCAACUAAUUGGUCUCCCUCUGCUUCAAUUACUAGGAGUUCUCAAUCCUCACUCGAUACUCCUGGAGACAGAAGAUCUUCAGAUGAGGAGCACCAAUCGCCUGUGAAAGAGAAAGGAACCGAAGAUGGAGAGGCUGAUAGUGAAGCCUCUGGUGGAGUGCCUAGCAGCUCAAUUACGAAACCUUUUGUAAGCUUAAAGAUGGAACCACAGCCAACGAUGGUGCAGCAGGAUAUUGUGGACAUGUACAUGAAAAGCAUGCAGCAAUUUACAGAUUCUUUGGCAAAGAUGAAGCUCCCACUAGACACUGAAAACGAGAAUACCAAUUUGGGCUCUGCAACUUCCAAGUCAAACAAUGAUCAGAAAUCAGCCACUUCAAAGGGCACUGGCUCCAGAGUGUUUUAUGGGAGUAGGGCUUUCUUCUGAACUUUAAGUUGGGUUAGUUUGAUGGAAACAAUCAGGUGCCUUAAAAUUUUAGAAUCAAACACUAAUAGUAGUAGUGAGCUUUGUUCUUCUGUAUGUAGUGAAGCCUUAACUUUUGUAUGCUGGAAUACUCUCAGGUGAUGGGGAGACAUGACUUGUAUGUGUUGUUACAAACUUUGUUGUAUCACUACUGCUGUCACCAUGUAUUUGAUUAGUCUAAAUCAUCUUUUCUUUCCUUUGCUGGUGAAUUGGUUACUUUUGCAUUA
Molecule: messenger RNA, 1601 nt
Organism: Telopea speciosissima
Lineage: Eukaryota; Viridiplantae; Streptophyta; Magnoliopsida; Proteales; Proteaceae
Exons: 1
Coding region: 16-1338 (440 amino acids)
Source: RefSeq, a predicted model, not a curated record